This is a messenger RNA of Debaryomyces tyrocola, 348 nucleotides long. Lineage: Eukaryota; Fungi; Ascomycota; Pichiomycetes; Serinales; Debaryomycetaceae. The record is from the annotation of a GenBank genome assembly.
AUGGACGAUUCUUACGACGUUAUUAUUAUAGGCGGAAGUGCUGCAGGGUUGGCCGCAACUUUAGCAAUCGCACGUACUAUGAAGACUGUUCUAUGUAUAGACUCUAAAGCACCAUGCAACAGAUUCUCCAACCACAUGCACAAUUUUAUAGGGCACGAUGGAGAUACUCCACUUGAAUUCAAGUCUCAGGCUAAAGAGAAUGUAAUGAAAUAUAAGACAGUUGACUUAGUUGAAGGUGAAGUAAUUGACGUUGCUAAGUCUGAGAAAAGCUUUCAAAUUGCAGCAACCAUUUCCAACACCGAAAAAGCAUUACACCGGAAAGAAGAUAAUUUUUGCGUCGGGUGUUAA